AUGUCUUCCCCAAAGCCUUUUAUCCUUCCCAAGCUGCCGAAAGAAUUACGCGAUGAAAUCUAUGCGCAUCUGAAAAGCGACGAUGUGAAGAAUCUACGCGCAACAUGCUCGGCAAUGGCAAAGCUUAUCCCUUUGAGCUUUGACCGCGUUUUCAUCUCAGCCAACUCUCUCAAUCUCAAAGUAUUCCGAGCAAUUGCAGAUGAUGAGAUUAUCCGCCACCAAGUCACUGAGAUUGUAUGGGAUGACGCACGCUUGACCACAAAACCAGACCUAGAGGAAGAUCGAGAUGAGUAUGAAGAAGACGACGUCGACCCAGAUGAUAUCGUAACCGAUAAUGGGUGUCCCCAUUGGUUUAGAAAGUGGCGCUCUGAUUAUAUAGAUCCAGGCUCUCGUCAUCUUCCUGAUUAUCUUAUGUCUAUUGAAGAGUCCUGGGCCUAUUAUAAACUACUACUCGAAGAUCAGCGCCAGGUUCUUGCAUCGGAUGCGGAUAUUGAGGCUUUCAAGUAUGGCUUGCAGCAAUUGCCCUCGCUCAAGCGCAUAACUAUUACACCUUCGACGCAUGGGAGAAUACGAAACCCGCUCUAUAGGACACCUAUGAUCAGAGCGUUUCCUCGCGGUUUUGAUUACCCUAUGCCGACAGCAUGGCCUGGGUUUACUGAAGAGCUGUCGGAGCGACUCGAUGUGCUCCCGUGGGUGGCAAAGAAUGACAGACCCUAUCAGGAGGUGUAUGGUCCUGAUUGUACUGCUGAGGCCUACAGGGCUAAAUGGCGUGGCUAUCGGGUAGUGGCUCGAACCCUGGCGGAGCAUGACGAUCACCAUAUCACCGAACUUCAUAUCGGGGGCAAUGAGGUUGGAAGCGGACUGAACUGUCGCAUCUUUGAUAAACGCUGCGUUGAGUAUGACGAUCUGGUAACCUUGCUAAAGCGUCCUGGCUUCCGUUACCUUAACCUUGACCUUUUCACGGGCCUCCUCGAAUGCAAGGACUGGAAGUCAUACAAGAGCGGACUUUUGCACGAUGCUUUGGCUCAAGCUAAAGAUCUCGAGCAUAUGUGCUUGCGCAGUACUAUGGAGAUUAACGGUGGAUCAAGUGAACAGCUUGAUUGGGAAAAGAUCGAGAGAUAUGUCUUCCCACUUCGGACUGUCUUUCCAAUUGAUCAGUGGCCACGGCUCCGCCAUUUCGGAAUCUCUCAAAUGUUUGUACAGAUCGAUGACUUUAUGGAGCUUCUUUCCGCUUUACCACGAACUUUACGAUCCGUCGAGUUGAGUAACUUGGCAUGGGGAAGUUUGACUCAUCGAACCAGAGAGUUGCUGCAUAGUAUGCGUGAUGUCCUUGACUGGCGGUCAAGGCCUGUCGAAGAAAGACCCAUGAUACACAUGAUCGCUCCUGGGUCAGCACAGGGCGAAGGAGAUAAGGACGGAUGGGAGCUGCGCUCUACGCUGCGCAUAUCAAUCAUGUCUUACAGAGCUCUCGUCGCUGGCAUCCCAUUGGCUCGAUCGCUCAUUCAUGUGAGCCUUCGCCAAAGCUUCAAGCGCACCCAAUACAACCAGUCCACGUUUCGCUAUUCCUCAACAACUGCGUCCGCCUUUCGUUCAAACAUCCAAGGGCCAGCGCGGCCUAACAUUGUUCCUGAGAAGAAAGUUACAACGCCGCAAACGCUGACCGAGAAGAUCCUUCAACGUUAUUCCGUCGAUCUUCCAAAGGGAAAGGUUGUCCGAAGUGGUGACUACGUCCAGAUUCAACCUCACAGAUGCCUAACGCACGAUAAUACCUGGCCUGUGGCCAUGAGAUUCAUGUCCACGGGUGCCACCAAGAUCAAGGAUCCUACUCAGCUCGUCUUUGCGCUCGAUCAUGAUAUACAGAACAAGAGUCCCAGCAAUCUGAAGAAAUAUCACCAGAUACAAGAGUUUGCCAAGAAGCAUGAUGUCAAGUUUUAUGGCGCAGGUCAUGGGAUUGGCCACCAAAUCAUGGCAAGCUCCUCUGCGUCAGAUUCGUACCAAGUUGAAGAACUUUUUGUUUGGCCAGGAAGCUUGUGCGUUGGAUCUGACAGCCACAGUAACAUGUACGGAGCUCUGGGAAGCUUGGGAGUGGCCUUGGUCAGGACCGACGCGGCUGGCAUAUUUGCUACUGGGAAGAGUUGGUUCCAGUGUCCCCCAGUCGUCCAAGUGAAUCUUCUAGGCACACUACCCCCAGGCGUUCGCGGGAAAGAUGUCAUUAUUGCGCUUUGUGGGCUCUUCCCACAGGAUGUGCUCAACCACAGCGUUGAAUUUAUUGGAUCCGAAGAAACCAUAGCUAGUAUCCCUAUGGACGACAGACUGACAAUCAGUAACAUGUCGACUGAAUGGUCUGCAACAUCCGCAAUGUUUCCGAUAGAUGCGACUCUAGAACGCUGGCUCCGAUACAAGGCUACAGAGGCAGCAAUGCUAGUUGAUCAAACAACUCAACAACGAAUUACCCACGAAAUGGUUGAUGAACUCUUUGCCAACCCUCCCCGAGCUGAUCCUGGAGCCCACUAUGCAAAGAAACUCUACCUCAACCUCUCUACUCUCUCGCCUUAUAUCUCUGGACCUAACUCGGUUAAAAUCUCAACACCACUGCAUGACCUCGCUGCAAAAAACAUCAAGGUAGAUAAGGGGUAUAUUGUAAGCUGUACUAACUCACGAAGCUCAGAUCUGAAGGCCGCAGCUGAGGUGUUCCAAGCUGCCGCCGAGUCAAACGGUGGUAGGAUUCCUAAAAUUGCAGACGGUGUUAAGCUAUAUAUUGCAGCAGCUUCGGCCAGAGAGCAGGCUAUAGCUGAGGAUGAGGGCAGCUGGCAGACCUUGAUUGAGGCUGGAGCUACCGGCACGGGUCUACUCGAGGAUGGCGAGACUGGAGUCUCGGCAUCAAAUCGCAACUUCAAGGGCCGACUCGGGUCAAGACUUGCUCAUGCGUACCUUAGUAGCCCAGAGGUUGUAGCUGCGAGUGUCCUCAACGGCGUUCUCUCAGGUCCUGGCGUUUACGAAGUGCCGGAGAAUUACACUGGCGUAGAGUACGGUUACGGUACCGGAAAACCUGCAACUAUCGAAAACGGACUCGGCACUGCCCUCGAGCAGCUCGAGUCUCUCAUCGACAGGGUUCAGACUACUAUCCCUACAGGCGAUGAUGCUCCUCAAGUAGCCACGAACAUCCUCCCAGGCUUCCCAAGCAGGAUAAGCGGUGAAAUUGUCUUUGCUGAUGCUGAUAAUCUGGAUACUGAUAACAUAUAUGCUGGUAAAUUCACUUAUCAGGACGAUAUGACGAGAGAAGACAUGGCAAAAGUCUGCUUGGAGAAUUAUGACCCUGAGUUCAGAUCAAUCGCAAAGCCUAACGAUAUCUUCGUCUCGGGGUUCAAUUUUGGGUGUGGCUCAUCUCGAGAGCAAGCCGCAACAGCUCUUCUGGCUAGGGAUAUCCCACUUGUUGUGGCGGGCAGCUUCUCCAACAUUUUUGUCCGGAACGGCAUUAAUAAUGCACUGCCUUGUCUAGAAUUGCCACGUUUGGUGGAGCGUCUUCGUACUGUCUUUUCAGAAAACAAGACGCCUACCCGGCGUACAGGCUGGACCCUGACUUGGGAUAUUGCCAAGAGCACUGUUGAGAUACAGGAGGGAGACAAUGGGGAACGCUGGGAGGAGAAAGUAGGAGAGUUUCCUGAAAAUCUACAGGAGAUUAUAGCAAAGGGGGGGUUGGUAGGAUGGGUUAAGCAUGAGCUUGCAAAGGCUGCUUGA
Fusarium poae is the source of this 3738-nucleotide messenger RNA. RefSeq lists its product as uncharacterized. Gene Ontology annotation, molecular function: protein binding; 4 iron, 4 sulfur cluster binding; homoaconitate hydratase activity. The record is from RefSeq and is a predicted model, not a curated record. NCBI's taxonomy places the organism in Eukaryota, Fungi, Ascomycota, Sordariomycetes, Hypocreales, Nectriaceae. The transcript is spliced from 7 exons. Gene Ontology annotation, biological process: L-lysine biosynthetic process. The coding region runs from base 1 to 3738 and encodes 1245 amino acids.